GGUGCUUUUGCAGCGCGAGGACCUUUUAUACACUACGAAUACUCUCUGGCCUAGUGAUAUAAUGCUAUGAAACUCACGAAUCAAUGCGCACCUCAUGUCGGUUAUGGACCAAUCGACGUCAUCCAAGACCGCGCCCUUCACGGCAGGUGCCCUCUUCAUCUUCUAGGUGAAGGGCCACAUAUCGCUUCCACCACUUUCUACACCUUUCUAUAUCUGCCUGGUCAUUGUUUACUCAUGGGGGCUCCUUUUCACCGUUGUCGACGCCGGAAGUAUUCGCUCGUCGCUGCGGCAAUACAAGAUUAGACUACAACACCAACACCAACGUCUCCUCAACCCGAGUCAGUAUUCCGUCAAACUAUUACAGGCUGGGCUGGGGAGAUCAAUUGGUUUCAGAACGCUGCUUAGGACAGCGUGUCCGUCACGUCGCGCUUCCCUCCCCUGUAACCAUCGUCAACCGUGUUUCUUUUUUGGCGAUGUCUAUGUUUCGCAGGCCAGGCGAGGAUUCGUCUUCAUCUUCCGAGACAUCCAGCGACAAUUCCGAUGACUACCAAGCAAGCGCGUCGCAUCAAGAUAGUGUUCUCUCCCGAAUCAAUACCUUAGAUUCCGCUAGUUCUGGACCGCCUGUUAGUAGACCCAAUCCGCCUCACCUUCAACCACGGCAAAAUUCAGCUCAGAAUGUUCGCGAUUUGCUUCUUCACUCGUUGUUGGAGGACAAGGCUAUGGCGCAAGCUGCAGAACAAUUGGGUAAAGAUCGAUCCGACCCGGAUGUUCAACGACUUGGUCGAGAAACGUAUCAAGAGGUUGCACGCCAAAUUUCCAACAAUGUCGACGACACAUACGCAAACGAUGAUAUGCGCGGUCAUCGAGCGACGGCGCAAGAAGGUAUCAACAGACUCACACGCAACAAUCUCAGCAGACUCGCCGCAAUCCCUGAAGGAUCCCAAGCUCUAGUUGCGCGACCUCCGAACAGUAUGACCGUGGAAAUACCAGAGCCUCCGCCCCCUAAGUUCGAUACCGUAUCAGGACUUUCUAUUCCCGCACAUCUUCAUCUUCCCGAGUUCCCAGGUCUAGCGGCGGAUCGCUAUGUUCGAGACUUUACUGAGCUAGAGCUUGUUGGUAAGGGUGGUUACGGAAGGGUCUUCAAAGUAAAACACAACCUCGAUGGAUCUUUCUAUGCCGUUAAACGGAUUGCAGUAAGCCCCGCCAAGCUAGCCAGAAUUCAAGAGCAUGGAUCAAGCGAGUUGACGAGCAUGCUGGAGGAGGUUCGCUCGCUUGCCCGCUUUGAGCAUGGCAAUAUCGUUCGCUACCAUAAUGCGUGGUUGGAGUUUACAAUGGCACCCACAGAAAUCCCACAUUUGCCCGCGAGCAAUAUGCUACGAACUGACCGACUGCUAGAAGAUCCAGCUACAUUCUCGUCCGCUUCGGCAAAUGUAGAUGAUUUGCAGAUGAAUUUCAACGAUCUGACCUUCAAUGAGGCAUUCGGAGGUGGCAACAGCGCCGACAUUAUUUUCGAGACCAGUGACACUGGUGGUGGUGGUGUAGAAGAGCAAGUAAAUGAGGAGCUUGAUCUUGCUAUGAACGAUCGACUGAGACCUAAGAAGCGCGGGAACCGACGAGGCAGUCAUGCCAGCCAAGCGACUAUUGCAACAAUAUCAUCAUCAUCGAGGUCUCGUAUGAGUGCGGUUGAGGACGCAGACGAAGAGGAUGGGGAUGUCGAAAUGAUUCCCAGGACGCACAUGACAUACUCGGAUUCUGACGUCUCGGAGAGCAUGGUGUCCGACAGCGAUAUACCCGGCCCGUUGAUGUCUGCUCCCACCUCUGGACCAGUUCUCACGCUCAACGUGCAAAUGAGUCUUUACGACACCAACCUUGCGUCUUUCCUCUCUUCCGAGUGGUCUUCAUUCAAUGCCGAGCAAACGUUCCACCACUGCUUCCACCCUUGCGUCUCGUUAGAACUAUUGAGCAACGUCAUAUCCGGAGUCGAGUAUCUACACGCGCAAGGUGUCGUACAUCGUGACCUCAAGCCCGCCAAUAUCUUCUUGUCGCUGUCGACUGCCCGACGUCCGCCCUAUGGCUCAGUCGACCUCUCAAGCUGCAAACCCUGUUCGCAGCGCGACUGCAUACAUGUGACUCCGCGCAUCGGCGACUUUGGCCUCGUGGCUGUUCUAGGCGAAAGCUGUUUGGGAGCAGAAACGUCAACCAAGCCCGUCGGCACCGAGUUCUACCGUCCUGAUACCAGUAGUGGUAUUAGUGAGAAACUCGACGUGUUCGCACUGGGUGUUGUGGGGUUUGAGAUGCUGUGGCGAUUCGGCACCAGGAUGGAACGUGUGGAUGCGUUGGGCCAACUUCGACGGGGACAGUUUCCAGACGAUUUCUCACAGCGCUUUGGAGAGUUGGGGGAUAAGGUGCAGCAGCUGAUUGGAGAUAUGGUGCAUGUGAAUGAGCGGGAACGGUUGAGUUGUGAAGAGGCGAGGAGCGAGAUCGCAAAGCUGGUGCAUGUAUUGAAGGAGUAGAUGGAGAUGUGGUCGGCACUGCAUGGUUCAGGAAGUUUGAAGAUACCCUUUGACUAGCCUUGCAUAGCAUGUAUGAUAUUGUAAUACUACUUUCUGGACUGGCCGC
Messenger RNA from Dothidotthia symphoricarpi CBS 119687, 2619 nucleotides. Its product is annotated as eukaryotic translation initiation factor 2-alpha kinase-like protein 2. Gene Ontology annotation, molecular function: protein kinase activity; ATP binding. The record is from RefSeq and is a predicted model, not a curated record. The transcript has a single exon. Lineage: Eukaryota; Fungi; Ascomycota; Dothideomycetes; Pleosporales; Dothidotthiaceae. Bases 474 to 2513 code for a protein of 679 amino acids. Gene Ontology annotation, biological process: protein phosphorylation.